This is a messenger RNA of Chinchilla lanigera (long-tailed chinchilla), 5102 nucleotides long. RefSeq names its product mitogen-activated protein kinase kinase kinase 19 (gene Map3k19). Gene Ontology annotation, biological process: protein phosphorylation. The transcript has 14 exons. Bases 193 to 4800 code for a protein of 1535 amino acids. Gene Ontology annotation, molecular function: protein binding; ATP binding; protein kinase activity. Lineage: Eukaryota; Metazoa; Chordata; Mammalia; Rodentia; Chinchillidae. The record is from RefSeq and is a predicted model, not a curated record.
UCCUUGCAGCUAACGAAAGGGUUUGUGUAUGCAGAACCAGUUUUAAUUUAAAAAAGAGAAACUAUUGGGACUGUGCAACACUGGAAAAUAAUCAAAGGAAAAAAAUCUAAAUCUAUCCUGCUUUUAAAUGGAUUCCCUAGUUGAAGUGUGGGUUGAUAGCUGGCCCAGAAAUCAGUGCCACAAUGAAUUAAGAUGAUGUUGGCUGCUGUUUGGCUUGGUGUUCAACUGUGUACCAGUUCCCUCAGCAAAACUCACCAUAGGCAAUCGCAUGGGACUAGCAAGAUGAAUAAAAAUAAACUGAUUCAUGAUUUCCUGGAAGUUGUCUCAAGAGGUGAUGUUGAACUCAUCUGUGACCACAUGACUAAAGUCCAUUCCAUCCUUGGAAGCCUUGACUUUCAGCAUCCAGAGACUGGGAAUACGCCUCUCAUUAUUGCAGCAGAAGAAAACCUACCAGAGGUUGUUAGAUUUCUUCUGGAAAAGGGAGCAGAUAUCACCCUUUGCAAUUACAGCAAUCAAACUGCAGUGCAUGUAGCUAACUGUGAUAUUCAAAGACAACUCUUGGCAGUAAAUGGAAUCAAGGCUCCCCAAAUGCAACUUCUACAAAGUUCAUGGCAAGGUGAUCUCGAACAACUUCAGUGCUUACUGGCAUCUGAAGAGUUCCUGGAUGUAAAUUUCCCAAACCAACAUGGCCUGACCCCUCUGAUGCUGGCUGUGAGAGACGUGGACCUGUUUGAAAGUCUUGAUAUGUUAACCGUUUACAGACCUACGGAAGUGCUGUCUGAGCUCCUGAGGCACCACGCAGAUCCUAAACUCUGUGAUUUUAGUGGAAAAUCAACAAUACAUUAUGUGUCACAAAUAAAGAGUAUGAGGAAGCAGAAGUUAUUGGACAUCUUGAUGAAUUCUAUACCAAAGCCAGAAAGACAUGCUGAAUCAUUGCUUGACAUUUGUCAUGAUAUAAACCCUUCUCCAACUGAUAUGAUGACAGGUACCAAAAAUCAAAACAUAAUCCUGCAGAGCAUCAGCACCAGCGAGGAGUCUGAACAAGAUGAUGACUGCAGUCGUUCCAUACUGCAUGGUGGAGAGGGGGAAGGACAAGACUGGCCACCCGGGACAGAAGGUGUUGAGAUUUUUAUGACUUUUCCAAGACGUGUCAGUCAUCUCCAAGAAGUGAGCCAAGAAGAUUUGAAAAAAAGCAAUCACAUCACCUCAAUGCAGCAAGAGUGCACACAAGUGCAUUCUCUUUCCCUCCCAAAUGAAGUGGAGAUGGUGGACUUCAGGACAAAGAUGCUGACCAUGAGGCCUUUACUGCUUAAGAAAGAAGAAAGUUCCAAGGAGCUCUGUGAUGUGGACUUGGGCUUUUUGUUGCCCAGACCUUGCUUAGAACCAAGUAUCUCCAAGUCAGUGACCAGGGAAGAGGUUCCUUAUUGUCUGAAGGGGCAGCAAAGAAAAUCUGAAGAGGUUUCUACAUGUGAUUUGAAAUGCAGUAACCGAAGAGUUGGGUUCCCUCUGCCACCACUGUCACUCUUGCCCAUCAGAUCUGAUGUCCUCACCAGCCCCAAAAGUCACAAGUUUCCAAGAGAGAAAGAAAGAAGUCUUUCAAACUGUGCUUCCUUUGUACCGAAGUUCUCAGUGAGUCCACCACAGGAAGCCUCAUUGAAGGGCUUGGUGGAUCAGAAUCUCAGGACUUCUGGUAGCUAUAUUUGGUCAAGAAACAUGUACUCUCUUUCGAAAGGUAACCACCUGGAUGUGGAGGAAAAUUGGAGGUCCAAGGAAACAGAAGGAUGGGACAAAAUCGAAAUCUCUUGCUUUGAUCAAAGGCAGUGUCCUUUUGAGACUUUUAAGGAAGACAAUAUUCUUAUAAAUAGGGGAGCAGAUUUUGAAUGUCAUGGUAGUGAUAUGAGAAAGGCAGAAGAGAACUCCCAAGAUCUUUCAUCAAGAAAGAAACCAGGUUCAGCAGCUAGGAAGCAUGAACAAGAUUCAGAAAUUGUAUGUACCUUUCCAAGUAAGCUGCAAGAAGCCCAACGUUCAGAAAUAACUCCAACUGAAGAUGAAGAGAUUAGGAAUGAUACAACUGAUUCAAAAAGCCCUUCAUUGCAUAAAAGCAAAGCCAUAGAACCAAACAUUUUCGAAGAGUUUACUGAACUUAAAAGUUUGUCAAAUGCGAUUUCUGAUGGUCCCAUUGAAAAGGUUCUAGAAGGCCAUCCCAAUAUGGAGACAAACAUGAAAAUAGCCGUAGCGGAAGAAAGCAAAACAGAAAUGAAUGAGAAGAUGCCUCUUGUCAGCAUCACUUUCCCUGAUGCUGGCACCCCCAAGGAACCAGCUGUAGUCAAACCAACCCUCCAAAAAAGAAAGAGCACCAUUCACAGCGAUAGCUUCAGCAUACUUGUACACCACGAAAAUGACAAGCGUAAGAAUAUCCGUAGAAGUAAAUUGGAUUCAAAGACCAAGACAAGUAAGAGGACAUCUCAGAAUUUCACGAUUUCCAUUCAAGCUUCUAUUAAGCCUAGUGUGCAUACAACUAGCAUAAAAACUCAGGUUUUCCCUGCUUUAGAGCUGGUUGACCCUCGGCCUCAGCAAUCACCCAGGUUUCAAAGGAGAGCACCACAGAUAGAAAAGAAGCAGUCAGCUUACCAAACUCAGAACCCUAAAAAGCAAUCAUUUCCUUGCAUCUGUAAAAAUCCAGGAAUAAAAAAACCGUGUGUCCCUCUCUCUGCUCAACCAGCAGAGCCAAGACUACAUUACCCGGACCUUAAGUAUAGUGACAUGUUCAAAGAAAUCAACUCAACUGCUAAUGGCCCUGGAAUAUAUGAAAUGUUUGGGACUCCUGUUUAUUGUCACAUGCGAGAGGCUGAACGACAUGAAAACAAAUUUUACCGUGAGUUAUAUUCAGCUCCGUCAGGCAGAUGUAUAACCAAUAAAUGUCGAUCUUCGCACAGUGAGAGGAGCAGCAACAGAACAAGACUUUCUCAGAAAAGAUCUCAUAUUAAACCACCAAAGCCUUCAGUUGUUCUUAAACAAAAGCACAAAGGCUUAAUUUCUAAAGAAAAGGGUUGCAAGGCUGUAGGUAGAAACCUACAAGACUCUGAAAAUAGUAAUGGUAUUUCACAAGCAGGCUGGCAGAUAAAAUCUCCAGGAAAUGACUUUCUAUCUCCCAAAGAUGAAGCUCAGCCCGUGAACUUGGCCCAGACUCUUGGGAAGCCCCCUGAACAGAACCAGUUCCUUGCUGUUUCAGAUUUACCCAUCGUUGAAGAGAUCUCCAUGGAAGAGCCUACCAACAAAGGAGAUAUUUCUAACCAUCAGAUACUCAGCACAAGCCUUAGCGAUCUGCAAGAACUUGAAGAGCUACAUCAUCAGACCCCAUUUGUCCCUUUAGAAAACAGCUGGACCAUGCCCACUGAGAAGAGUUCUGUCAAGCACGUACUGCCAGAAAAGCAGAGUACAACACCUCUGGAUAAAAUAAAUGCCAGUCAAAUGUUAAUGAAUUAUCUAGAAUUUGAUAAUAUUUUAGAUAAGCCUAAAACACUUGCAAGUUUCUCUUUCCAAGAGAAGCAAGAGAGCGCAUCUUCCCCAAUAUAUCAAUAUUGGGCACAUUCUUUGGAUCAUGAUAGUUUAACAGAUAAAUCCAUCACAUUUCAAACAUUUGGAAAUACUUUAAAGGAUACAGGUUCAAUUUCCCGAGAAAGUCUGGACUCAGUAAAGAAUGAAGACUUGACAGAUGAACUACUAGGUUGUCUAGCUGCAGAACUAUUAGCUCUUGAUGAAAAAGAUAACAGCUCUUGCCAAAUAAUGUCAAAUAAAAGAGAUACUGAAAACUUGAAUCUUGUUCUCAGUAGGAGAGGAAAUACCAAAAAAGAAGUGGACAGAGAGAUGACAAGUAUAACGAUACAGAGGUAUAGUAAUGGCUUCAGGAUAUGUGACAGGGAGGAGAAAUGUCUGACCUCAAAUGAAAGGAUGUUUUCUGAAAAUAGUUUAAAGCAUGAAGAAUCUAUCCUGUGGACCAAGGGUGAGAUCCUUGGGAAGGGAGCCUACGGCACGGUCUACUGUGGUCUCACUAGCCAAGGGCAGCUAGUAGCGGUAAAACAAGUAGCUUUGGAUACCUCUGAUAAAUUGGCUACUGAGAGGGAAUACCGGAAACUUCAGGAAGAGGUAGAUUUGCUCAAAGCAUUGAAACACGUUAACAUUGUGGCCUAUUUGGGGACAUGCUUGGAAGAGAACGUUGUAAGCAUUUUCAUGGAGUUUGUUCCUGGUGGCUCAAUCUCUAGUAUUAUAAGCCGUUUUGGGCCGUUGCCUGAGAUGGUAGUUUGUAAAUAUACCAAACAAAUUCUGCAAGGUGUUGCUUAUCUCCAUGAGAACUGUGUGGUACAUCGAGAUAUCAAAGGAAACAAUGUUAUGCUAAUGCCAACUGGAAUAAUAAAGCUGAUUGAUUUUGGCUGCGCCAAGCGCUUGGCCUGGGCAGGCUUAAACGGCACUCACAGCGACAUGCUGAAGUCCAUGCAUGGAACUCCAUACUGGAUGGCCCCAGAAGUCAUCAAUGAGUCUGGCUAUGGAAGAAAAUCAGAUAUCUGGAGCAUUGGUUGCACUGUGUUUGAGAUGGCCACAGGGAAGCCUCCACUGGCUUCCAUGGACAGGAUGGCAGCCAUGUUUUAUAUUGGAGCACACCGAGGGCUGAUGCCUCCUUUGCCAGACCACUUCUCAGAAAAUGCAGCAGACUUUGUGCGCAUGUGCCUAACCAGGGACCAGCAUGAGCGACCUUCUGCUUUCCAGCUUCUGAAGCAUUCUUUUUUGAAGAGAAAUCAGUGAACACACAAGAUCCUUCCCAGGGCCAUAUAAAUGGUUACUGCUUAGCUGUGGAGAAUGAUGGUUGAGAUCCUUCUUUCAAUUUCUUAACCAGAUUCUGCAGUCACUAAAAAUCUUACAUAUUAGCAUCCUCAAGCUUGAGGUGUUAUCGUAUGUAUAAGAGGAAUAUUUUAAAUAAUGAGAACCUAUUCCAGUGUUUACAGUUUUAACUAGGAACUACCAUCUCUAUUGCAUUAUAUAUUUCCUUUAAUUUCUGGCCUUUCAGUUUUCCUGUCAUGUUUUAAAUAAAUCGUACAAAGAACCUA